Messenger RNA from Rhopilema esculentum, 2330 nucleotides. RefSeq names its product WD repeat-containing protein 93. NCBI's taxonomy places the organism in Eukaryota, Metazoa, Cnidaria, Scyphozoa, Rhizostomeae, Rhizostomatidae. The record is from RefSeq and is a predicted model, not a curated record.
AUAAGAAUUUUCUGAGACUAUGGAUAACAACCACAACAACUUUUAGCGUCGGUUGUCAAGGCCAGGCCAAACGAACAUAACAUAAAGAGUUUCUGAAAGCAGAAGCUUUCAAAGAGAAUCUAAGGAUACACGUUCCCCAAAUUAAAUACUUCAAUAAUGUCUAGAACAACAAGCAAGAAAUUCAAAAGGUAUGAGCCACCUUCGCCAUCAUACUGCAGUGAAGACGAACUGGAAAGGGAUGAAUAUUUUAUAGGCAAUCCAGAAUUUGAAUUCGACGAGCUGCCCCAACCUUUCAGGUUUAUCGAUCGGAUACUGCAAGAGCUUUACGACAAUGUAUCAGAGCAAAUUGAAAAGGUCGAAGAAUUACGUGAACUUCAACGGGCUGCAAAGCCUGUUCCUAUUUUUAAAAGUCCUGCCCUUCUCGACUGUUCUGCUUUGAACGAAGGAAAUUCCAGUCCACAGGUCCAGCUCGUAGACUCUCACAACCACGGAUAUGUGGACGGUGCUAUCAAUGUUUCGUCAACUGAAAACUUUAUUUUUGUGGCAAAAGGGAAAUUCAUAUUGGUAAUGAGUAGUGUGACAAAAGUUGCUUUGGCCCAAAUAAGAUUGGAUACGCAGAGUGAAAUCAAUUUGCUGCAGUCUCUUUCUAUUUCCACACCUGCAUCUGUCUCUCCGGUAAUUGCAAUUUUUGCAUUUGACUGCCUAGGGCAAUGCUUUUCAUUUGUUUACAACAACAAAACAUUUAUUCCAAUACAGGCUCUUGAUGAAAACAAGAUUGAAUCUUCCAAAGUAAUUAAAUGGCAAUAUUGCAGUGAUUCAAAUCUAGUUUGUUUGGUAAGACAACUGAAUGCAAGUGAGCACUUUGUGGAAGUUUAUCGAGUACCCAAAGAGCAGUGGAUAAAUGACUUCCAGAAUAUUCUUGGUAAACGAGAGGACUAUGUUGGAAAAGAAAAUAAUGAAGAAUUGACAACAGGUGCUAAUGAAAGUUAUAAAGACAUUUCAGGAACAGUUUAUCAAGAAGGAGAAGAUGAAGAUUUCGGAAGCAGUCUUCUUCAAAAAUCUUCCAAUUUAAUAUCUGCCAGUCACGUAAGCCACAUGAUAUUGUCUGCAACAGUGAAUCUCCCAAAGGCAGCACCUUGUACUAACUUCCAAUCAGCACUAAAAAUGAUAGAGACUGGAAAAAUUGGCAGUGGAAAUAAGCACUGCUUGAGUUCUUCAUUCUUUGAAAGCUUAAAGCAACAGAUGAAUAGGGAUCUGUCAAAUUUAGGACUGAGCAGCAAUUCUGAUACAUAUCUACAGCAAGCCCAAGGUUUUCCCACAGUUCACUUCCUUAGGAGGAUCAACAAUAAGGAUCUGAAGUCAAGCAGUUCUGAUGUAGCAGGUUGCUGUCAUGAGUUUUUAGGGAUUUGGUGGUCUAAUAGGAAUAACUUUAUGAUAUAUAAGAUCCCAAGGUCCAGCAAGGAUGGUGAUUUUCAAAUUGAAGUUGUAUAUCCUAAUGCAGAUGUAAUUAUCAGAAGCUGUGUAAAUGAAGAAACAGAUCUUAUUGCAUUAAUGAUUAAGAAUGGAAAUACAGUUGUGUGGAACAGAGCAUCAGGUGAACCAUCAAGAAUCAUUCAAUUUGAUAACAUCAAGCCUGUUUUCAUGGAAUUUGCUUCUGUUUCAAGAAAUGCAGAGAGGCUCUUGAUUGGAGACCAUUCUGGAACAAUCCAGGAAGUGGACUGUAGCGGUUCUGAUUUUGACAUCCAUCCUUUAAUUGAUAAGUCAUUGGUGGAGCAAAAUGAAAUUAUCUCUGCUGGAUUAGUUCCAGGUUGCCAAUUUCUGCUCUUUGUUGCCAGAAAGCCAAAUUAUAUUACAAUUUUCAAUCUGGAGCAGCGUUCUGCCGUCUUCCAUUUCCAACUACCAGGCGAUGUUUCCUUGGAUUCAACUGUAUCUGUUUGUUUUAUGUUUAGUGAAGACUUGUCAUCUAUUAUUGUUCACGGAAGGAAAUUGGUGCAGUUUGAUAACCACCUUCAUGGACUUUUUAUCUUCAAUUUUUCAAUUGAUGAUGCUGACUUUUUAGGCAACACAUCCCCUGUUACAAGUCCUGUUCCAAUGCAAAACAACAAACUUGAUACCCUUGAAACUGUUGCUUUGUCGCUUAUGGAAAAGAUCAAUGGAAAAAAAAAAGAAAGAGAGGCAAGGAGAAAACUCAGAUGGAAAGAGUACCUAAAGGAGCUAGAGAACCGUAAUUAGAGAAUGUAUUAAAAAUUUUAAACUGAUCUGUUGUUCUGAGCUUUUGCCCUUUAGAGUUUAUUGGUUCUGCACAGUGAUAGCAAAGUUAUGUUGCAUGA